Messenger RNA from Pomacea canaliculata, 2159 nucleotides. RefSeq lists its product as uncharacterized. The transcript has 3 exons. Bases 507 to 2123 code for a protein of 538 amino acids. The record is from RefSeq and is a predicted model, not a curated record. Lineage: Eukaryota; Metazoa; Mollusca; Gastropoda; Architaenioglossa; Ampullariidae.
AGUGGAAGAAGGGGAGGAGUGCGCAACGGGUCGUGUUCCUUGGGAAGGCGCGAGGCGACUGACUCUGAAGCCAUUCCCCAAUCUUUUCAUUAGAGGUGCUGCGGGAUCAUGGAACAGGUCAUCUACCAUUCCUCUGCACCAAUCGGAUGCUUAGAAUGAAUGUUUUGUACAAGUAUGCUCUUUACUUCUCUCUUUGGUAACGCUGGAUUGGAAGGGCUGAAAGGAAGUCCAUAUUUCAAGACUUCCGCACCGUGUUUCAAGAAAAACUUUUUGAGGAAUAACUGAAGUCAUUGCGUUGAUCGCUAAUUACGUUGUCCAAACGGUACUAGUUUCAACUCGUGGGCUGCAUCUUCUGUUUGACUUGAAGCUGAGCUACCAGCCCAGCGAACGAUCUUCUGACAAGUUUUUCGGCUUAAGAUCGGCACAGUAUUUAUUGACCUUCAUUUUCACUACGUGGAUAGACAUGUGGAGAGUCAGAAAAGUCCAGUAACAGCAGCUUGCUAGUGAUGGCAUCAGAUCGCAAUUACCUGCCCAGGAGAUGGGAUUAUCUCAACGUCGAGGAGACCCCUGGGACAUUCCGACGCCUCACUGAGGAAGAAACACAGAUUCAUGAGUCCCCCACGAGUAUGCCACCUCCACCUGAACCUGCCAACGGCAAACUCAAAACGACUAAGAACGCUUCAGCGAGUUUGCCUCGAACCAAGCGUAAGGAUUCACCGUCCGUGUUCAAAGCGUUUUCUUGGAGCCGAAAGUCUCGCCCAGUAAUGACGCUUGACGAAGAUCUCAAACAAGAAGAUACUGUCGAGGGUCUUGCAACUGAUUUUAAUUCGUCGGGAGAGCUGCAGGCUUCAACUAGCAUUGAGCGUCAACGAGUGGAGAGACCCGAAGACCUCGCGACAGAUUCUGAAAAUCGUAUCAUGGACUCUCCAAAUAAUGGGGCUCCUCCAUCUGAAAAUAUUGUUUGUGCAGUGUCACCAAAGAAAAGUCAGAGUUUAUCUGUCUCCAGGACCAGCAGCAACAGCAGUAACAAUAGCGGCGUCAAAAAUGCGACCACAAAAAGCGAGAAAACGGUGACUUUGAAAAAACUAUCAAGUGAUGGAGCAGAUGACCAGAAUGUUGCCAGGAACCCUCCCACCACUGAUAUUGUCACCAUCAGAGACCAGAAAAGUGGGCAGAAGAAAACAGAGGAGGACAGCGCCAAGCAGUCGACAAACGGCAACACGGAAAACUCAAAGACGAAACAGAGAGUGGAACAAACUCUCUCAGCGGAUGAUGAUGAAGACGAAGAAGCAGGAGCAGAACCCAGGGUGACUUAUCUCGGACCCGUGGUGCUGUCACCUAAAGGUACUCAGAAGGGACAAUACGUGCACAUAACAGUCGUUCCUGGCUCAGAGGUCGAGGAAAGUUCCAGAACCAGUUUUUCAGACCAACUUCAGGUAGCAAGCGUUUACUCGGAUUCUCACGAUGAGGCACAGGUAGGUCGUACUACGACGGCUGGGGCACCAGAGAUGUUGGUCUCUAAAAAGUGUGUCCUGCAACACGAAAGAACCAAAGCCUCUUCCACAGUACACAGUUCAACCGAAGACUCAGUCGCUGGUGUUCAUACUGUGACCACUAUCGAGUCAAGCACUAUAGGCACCCAAGACUGCCAUUCUGUUUUGCAAAUGGAACGUGUCGUGACCAUAAUGAAACCUAUAAGCGUUUCGUCUGAUCCCUCACCAUGGUGUCAAGAUGAAGAAAGCGGCUCCGGUUCUUUCCCAUUACAUGACAUCAUUCAGAAAGAUGUUGGUUCAGUUCAGAAUGAAUAUGCACAGGCUUCAGUUGAAGACAACCUUUCAAAGGGAUGCGCUGAUGAGAUAUCUGCAAACACUACUGUUGACAACAGGAUUUCCCCCGACACUGCUGUGUCACCAUUACAAGCUAAAGACAGAGAAGUUUCUGAGAAUCAAAAGUCGUCCAAAGGCUCCUGCUUUGAUGACAGCACCACGAAUACGCUGCCAGUGGAAAAGGAAGAGAUAGAGACACAAGGCAUCCCAGUCUUCUCUUGCGGCAUGGACAUUGUGAGAAUGAAUCGUCCAAAUCUUCCUCGUCAUCGUCUUUGUCGUCAUUGCGUGAAGAAAUAGAUGGGGUCAAGGUCCCGAUUAUGACCGUCGUUUCGC